Molecule: messenger RNA, 1101 nt
Organism: Guillardia theta CCMP2712
Lineage: Eukaryota; Cryptophyceae; Pyrenomonadales; Geminigeraceae
Exons: 2
Biological process (GO): regulation of pH; sodium ion transport; proton transmembrane transport
Cellular component (GO): membrane
Molecular function (GO): sodium:proton antiporter activity
Source: RefSeq, a predicted model, not a curated record
UACCUCCCUGAAUCCGUCGUGACGAUCGUGCUCGGCAUUCUCGCUGGCUCCAUCCUCACACUGAGUGGGCAGACACUGUCCAACCUGAUAACCUUCGAUCCCCAGACGUUCUUCAUCUACAUGCUCCCUCCCAUAAUCUUCGAAAGCGGCUACUCCCUGCACAAAGGCAACUUCUUCAUCAACUUCGGCAGCAUUCUUGUCUUUGCGGUGGCUGGGACUCUUAUCUCUACCUUGGUCGUUGGACUUGGGACGUAUGUGCUUGGGCAGAUGAAGGUCAGCUAUCCUCUCACGAUGCUUGACAGCUUGACCUUCGGAUCUUUAAUCUCUGCGACCGACCCGGUUGCUACUCUGGCAAUCUUCCAUGCAUUGGAUGUGAACCCAACACUUUACAUGCUCGUCUUCGGUGAGAGCGUCCUCAACGAUGCAGUUGCCGUCGUGCUCUUUCGGACAUUCCUCAGCUUCUAUGAGAGGGAGCAUGACAGCUGGACGUCUGCAAUCCUUCAGUUUGUCUUCGUCUCGCUAUUUUCGGGGGUGGUUGGAGUGAUCGUUGCUCUUUUCAGCGCUCUAGUCUUUAAGCUCACUCGGCUCUAUCAGCAUCCUUCUCUGGAAGCAGCUCUCAUGUUCGUCUUCGCUUACCUCCCCUACUUGCUUGCGGAAGCUCUUAACCUCUCAGGAAUCAUGGCCAUUCUGUUUGCUGGCAUUGUCAUGUCACAUUACACUCACUACAAUCUCUCUCCUACAACACAAAUGACUGCUCAGCAAACGUUCAGAACAGCUGCGCUAAUGGCGGAGACGGCGAUCUUCGCGUACAUGGGACUCUCAUUGCCAACCUUGCAGCAUCGCUUCCACGUUGGGUUUAUCAUAAGUGCAAUGGUGUUGAUUCUCCUGGGACGUGCUCUGAACAUCUUCCCUCUCUCUUUCUUGAUCAACAGGAAGUCGCAGAACUCUGGGAUGAAGAUUUCCAGCAAGGAGCAGUUCAUAAUGUGGUUUUCAGGACUCCGAGGAGCCAUCGCCUUCUCCUUGGUCCUCAACAUGCAGUCUCACUCGCUGACUGCAGUCUCUCCAGAAACCAAAGCAGUGCUUGUCACAACCACAUUGAUC